AUUCAACCAUAUUUUUUAAAUUCAUUAUCAUAAACUACAUAUUGCAUGUUCUUGUUGGUACAAUAAAAGUGACCAUUGAUUCAAAUUCUGUAUCAUUUGAAUGCGUUAGGCACAUUGCGAUGUUUUGAAAUUGCGACGUUUAUUUUGAAGGUUUCCUCAUUACCGUACGAAAGUUACGUCAUUUUUUUGGCUCGGUCUCAGGAAGAGAAAUCUGCAACAUCAGUCAGUCAGUCAAUGUUCCGUUCAGCAACUGGAUACAAGACACGGAAUUAAUUACAUCUCACUAAGCGCUAACAGGAGCAAUUAGCCUUCUGCUGGAGAGAACCAGGACAACACUACUCCACGGAGGCACUUUUAGGCCUAAAUAGGUAGGAGGGCUGUGUCUGGUAAGCGUGGCAGGGGGAGUGGCUGACCUUCAUGCUGAGAGGUCACGGAGGAGAAGACCCAUGGAUGAUGGUCAGUGUGAGAGGGAGGGGCCAGUGUUGUCUGAGGGUCAGGAGGGUGGGGUCAACCUCCACUGCAACCAAUCAGACCCCUCGGAACCAAAUCGGAACCAAAACCAGAACUGGAUGCAGACUCAACUAGAUGAUGGUCAGAGGGUUGGACGAGACAUCAUCCAACAAAACUCUUUAAACAACAAUGUGGAGGAAGAGGAGGAGGAGGAGGAGGAAGGUAGAACGGUGAAGGGAGAGGGAGAUGAGGAUGAUGUGAUUGUGGAAGAAGAGGAGGAGGACAGCAGCGUGACUCGCGGCCAAUCACCCGACACUCCUAUGACUGACUGUUCCUUCUCAGACACAGGCAGUCCGGUAGAGCUCCGGCCCUCUGUGUCUCCAGAGACUACAGAUCCCAUCAGCUCCCAAGCAACAAGUCCAGACGAACCCUGCUACAGUGACCCUGCGGGCGAGACACACACCUCCACCACAAGCCCCACCUGCACCACAGGGCCUACCACCUCCACCACAGGCCCCACCUGCACCACAGGGCCUACCACCUCCACCACAAGCCCCACCUGCACCACAGAACCUACCACCUCCACCACUGGCCCCACCUGCACCACAGAACCUACCACCUCCACCACAAGCCCCACCUGCACCACAGAACCUACCACCUCCACCACAAGCCCCACCUGCACCACAGGGCCUACCACCUCCACCACAGGCCCCACCUGCACCACAGAACCUACCACCUCCACCACAAGCCCCACCUGCACCACAGGGCCUACCACCUUCACCACAGGCCCCACCUGCACCACAGGACCCACUGUUUCCACCACAGGCCCCACCACCUCCACCACAGGCCCUACUUGCACCACAGGCCCUACUUGCACCACAGGCCCUACUUGCACCACAGGACCUACCACCUGCACCACAGGACCUACCACCUGCACCACAGGACCCACCAUUUCUACCACAGGACCUAUCACCUCCACCGCAGAGCCUAUUCCUAGCCCUGUCCUCCUGGCCACCUUAAAGGAGUUAGGGGAACGGGGAGAUCACUCCCACCUGCCUCAGUACCUCCAUCAGGUAGCCGAGGCCUUUGUCCUCCAGGAAGAUUAUGAGAGAGCGGUUUGGUGUGUUCAGCUAGAGAGACUCUACCACCAGCGACUACUGAACAACCUGACAACACUGCAGGAACAGUGGGAGAGGCGGUGUAGGGCAGACGGUCGGGGAGAGAGGAACAGCGACACUGACCUCACUGCACAGCAGCUGGACAUACUCACACACAUCUGCAAAACACACCAACGACCCAGUCCUGGAGAAGAGAAGGCUGUGGACUCUGUGCUGAAGAGCCCUGUUUGUGGUGAGGACAGAUUGCCUGCAUGCCGCUCAGUUCGGUUAUUUGAGUGUUUGUUGGGGAUGGAGGAGGACCAGAGAGGAACAGACUCCACCCUCUCCCAGAGCAUCAACCCAAUCAAAUCAGCCGGAGCCCUGAAGGACAGCCUCAGCUCCAAUGACUGUGCUGUUCUGGGUGUGGCACAGGACUGCAGAGACUCCCAGGGGAUUGGGAGGGCUGAGUUCACAGAUUCUCGGAGCGAAGGAACGGGUCAGCAGACGGAGAGUGAGAUGGAACACACCACUCAGGAGGGUUGCACUACGCCGGACCGCCCUACGGAUGGGGAAAUGAGCCAACCCAAGCAUGAUGAUCAGCAGGGAGGAGAGGAAAAACAGGAGGAGGUGGAAGAGGCAGAGGAGGCCUUGGCAUUAGAGGAAGAGGAGAAUAGAGAUGGUGUUGAUUGUUUUAAAGCUCCUCUAGAGGAGAUCUCAGCCUUAGCAGUGAAGGAGCAGCUCAUACUGGAGGAGGCCCAGCUGCGCGAGGAGGCCCAGCUGCGCGAGGAGGCCCAGCUGCGCGAGGAGGCCCAGCUGCGCGAGGAGGCCCAGCUGCGCGAGGAGGCCCAGCUGCGCGAGGAGGCCCAGCUGCGCGAGGAGGCCCAGCUGCGCGAGGAGGCCCAGCUGCGCGAGGAGGAGUAUGAUAUGUUUGGAGUGGACAUGGUGGAGACUAUCAGAGACCGGGUGGCUUCUCUGGACGACCUGGCCAAACGCAUCACAGUGGAGGAGAUGACCCCUGUCCCUGGCCUUGUGUCCAUCCUGAAGAGGAGGAGUGUGUGUGUGGAGGAUGUGUGUGUGGCUCCCUUCUCGGCCCCACUCAAACACAAACACCCUACUAAACGAAGGGUUCGCUUCAAAGUACCUGACGACGGCUUUGACCACGACGAGGUGGGCGGAGACUCCUGCCUGCUCCUCUUCCUGCUUUGCCUGGUCACCGUGGUGAUCAGCCUGGGAGGCACCGCCCUCUACUGUGCCCUGGGCGACGCCCAGUCCACUGUCUGCACCGACUUCUCCCGUAACGCUGACUUCUACCUCGCACAGCUGCAUCGUGGGAUGGAUCAGCUCCAAAAUUGGCUAACCCCCGGGUCUUAGCUGACCCCCAAGAGGAGAGGAGCAAUGGGGGGAGGAGAAGAGAAAUAGGGGGAGGGAAGGAAAGGAGAGGGGGAGAAGAAGGGGACAGAGGAGGAAAACUCCCUCAUUUUGCAGAGUGGAUACUCGCCUCUCUUUAUGUCCUGCCCUGUUUUAAUCUCUCUUUCUCUCUCGCUCUCUCUCUCUGGCAGUCUUUCUGUCUUUACUGGCUGGCCAGUUAAAGUGUGUUUAUGUGUGGCGGGAGAGAGAGAGUGAUUGAACGAUGUGUGUGUCUGUGUGGUACUGGUAGGCUGCAUCCACACUAACAGUUCCCUAAGACAUCUGCAGUGCUGCCUAGUAGAACUAGUAGGACUGACCUAGGACCUAUAGUAUACUGGACUACCCAUAGGCGUCAACUGUACACUACUGGACGUAGACUGACCCGAAGUCAGCCCAGAGGAAUGGAUAAUACUCAUUACCACUGACCUUGGACCUGCUCACUACUACAUGGACCUGUCCUCUGGGUCCUUCAGGCAUGGACAGAACUGCUCACCUGCGCAGACAGGAAGUGCUUGUGUAGCCAUUUCAGAAACCGGCACAGCUCUUUGUUUACUGCCGCCAUUUUUAAUCUCAUCUACACCUCCAAAAUAUGAACAAUUCUGCUGUGGUCAGAAACAUGAAAUAAUGUCUUUAAAAUAAUCUUCUAAUAAUGAAUGUUUUGUUGUAAUGAAACAGAUUUGACUUUCCUUUAUGUUCCUCACUAUUGAGUAUUUUUAUGUUGUAGGUAGGGUGUUUCUUUGGGCUGAGGAUAGAAGUUGCCCCGAAUCACAGAUCUAAGAUCAUAUCUUAACCGUAUUCUCAACCAGGAAGGGGAUGAAAUAUCUGACCCUGUAUCAGUGGAUAGGGGAAACUUCUACCCCUUCUGUUUAUUGGGUUGUUUUGGGGUACAGAUAGUUCAGCCUGAUUGUAGCGUUGGCCCCUUGAUGACCCUUACUGUGUGUCAGACAGAGAUAUAUGCAACAUGGACAAGAAAGCAAUACAUGUCUGUAACCGUGUGUGUUAAAGAAUGUUAUUUUAUUUAUUUUGUUCUUAAAAAAAUGUUUUACUCCUUUUUCUCACCAACUUCGUGGUGUCCAAUUGGUAGUUACAGUCUUGUCUCAUCGCUGCAACUCCCGUACGGACUCUGGAGAGGCGAAGGUCGAGCGCCGAGUGUCCUCUGAAACACGACCCAACCAAUGUCCGCUUAACCCAGAUGCCAGCCGCACCAAUGUGUCGGAGGAAACACAGUGCACCUGGCGACUGUGUCAGUGCGCACUACACCCGGCCCGCCACAGGAGUCGCUAGUGCGCGAUGGGACAAGGACAUCCCUGCCGGCCAAACCCCCUCCUAACCCGGACGACGCUGAGCCAAUUGUGCGCCGGCUGCGACAGAGCCUGGACUCGAACCCAGAAUCUUUAGAGGCACAGCUAGCACUGCACCACUCCGGAGGCCUGCUCAGGCAUGUCUAUAUAUUUAUCUUUAUUGUGAAAUAAUUAUGGGCAUCAUCAUUGGAUUGUCAUGAUCAGUCUUACCCCAGUUCUUUACCUCCUGCGAUCAAUGGAAUCAAUUGAUGUAUUUUUUUACAUGUACAUUUUUUAUUAGUGCUUUUUUUUUUUUUUUUUUUUAACUUGUAGUCUAUUUAAUCAAUGAUCUGUUACUUUUUUGUGUCAGUUGGUGGAAAUGCACAAAGUCAGUGUGUCGUUUUAGUUUCGUUAGGAAAAGUUCUGUAGACGUGGAUCAUUUGAUGAAGCAGGCUGGGCUCUCAGGCUACAUCCCAACUGUCAAGUGGCUUCCUCUCCUCGUCUAUUCUCCUUCCUCUCCUCCCUCUCCUCGUCUACUCUCCUUCCUCUCCUCGUCUACUCUCCUUUCUCUCCUUCCUCUCCUCCCUCUCCUCGUCUACUCUCCUUCCUCUCCUCGUCUACUCUCCUCCCUCUCCUCCUCUACUCUCCUCGUC
Messenger RNA from Salmo salar (Atlantic salmon), 4887 nucleotides. RefSeq names its product consortin. Gene Ontology annotation, biological process: positive regulation of Golgi to plasma membrane protein transport. The record is from RefSeq and is a predicted model, not a curated record. Lineage: Eukaryota; Metazoa; Chordata; Actinopteri; Salmoniformes; Salmonidae. Gene Ontology annotation, molecular function: connexin binding. Gene Ontology annotation, cellular component: transport vesicle; trans-Golgi network; plasma membrane.